Papilio machaon (common yellow swallowtail) is the source of this 723-nucleotide messenger RNA. RefSeq lists its product as uncharacterized. The coding region runs from base 1 to 681 and encodes 226 amino acids. NCBI's taxonomy places the organism in Eukaryota, Metazoa, Arthropoda, Insecta, Lepidoptera, Papilionidae. The transcript has 7 exons. The record is from RefSeq and is a predicted model, not a curated record.
AUGUUGGUUGUUUACAGUUUGGUAUUACUGUACGUGUCGACAUCUUUGGGCGUGAACAUUGAGCGCGGCGGCUGGCUGGACCGUUUGGUGCACUAUCACAAGAAUAAGCUCUUCGAUGAGCUAAAGGAAUUGCCACCGAUCAAGGUCAAGGCGUCUAUCGUCCACGCCCCUGCGGGCUACAGGGACUCAGCGGGCUGGGACUUGGAGAACGUUCUGCGGCUGCUAUCGCUGUUGCAGCGCGACGUUGCGCGGCCUCUGCUGGGCUAUCUUCGCAGGUCCAUGCCGCGCAGACGGUUCAUGAAGUUCGCAGAUACAUUUCUCGCUUUCCCAAGUCUGGCGCUGGAUCAUCCGAAUGAUUUUUACUACGACGUGGGGUCAAACGAGUUCAACGGUGAGGAGGAGUCUUGGGGCCCCGGGGAGAUCACGGAUGAAUCCAUCAUCGUCGUCUCCAAUCCUACGGAGGCGCGCUUGCCCUCCGCACAGAUCAGCGUCAAAUUGCUCAAAGAGAUAUUGGAAGCUAGAGCUAUAGCGGCGAGGUACAUACCAACAUCUAAGAAGGUCAUAAUAUGGAAGCCGAUGUCGACUGAAAGCACAACAGCUGCUUCCGCGGCAUCUGAUGCUGGCAACACUGGAACAGGAGAUGGACAAAGUACAACCGUAGCUGGAGAUCCCACAACUUAAAUUUCAUUGUAUAUUUAUCAAAAAGCAAUAUUAAAGAAAUUA